AGUUGGGGAGCCCAGAGAGGGGCGCGGGAAGGUCCGGAGGCGGCGGGCCGGGCUGCACUGGGCGUGGGGCGGCGGCGAUCCAGCCGGGGCGGAGCCGGGAGUCCAGAGCUGCGUCUCAGAGGCUGAAGCGCUCACAGUCAUGGGCCGGGGGUCCCGGGAAACUCGGGGGUCGCGGGCGUUGCUGCUGCUAGUGCUGCUACUUCCGUGGCCGACGCGAGGGGCCGGGGCGCUUGCAGGAGACAUUCCCGGAGAGCCAGUCACCCCCCGCUGGGUCCUGGAUGGACGUCCCUGGCGUGAGGUCACCCUGGAGGAGCCGGUCUCAGAGCUAGAUGUGGGUCUGGUGGCCUUGGAGGCUGAAGGCCAGGAGCUCCUGCUUGAGCUGGAGAAGAAUCACAGGCUGCUGGCCCCGGGAUACACAGAAACCCACUACAGCCCUGAUGGGCAGCCAGUGGUGCUGGCCCCCAACAACACGGACCACUGCCACUACCACGGGCACGUGAGGGGUUUCCCUGGCUCCUGGGCUGUCCUCAGCACCUGCUCUGGGCUGAGCGGCCUGAUCGUGCUCAGCAGCAAUGCCAGCUAUUAUCUCCAGCCCCGGCCACCUGGGGCCUCCAAGGACCCCUGGACCCACAAGAUCUUCCGGACAGAGCAGCUGCUCAGAUGGAAGGGGACCUGUGGCCACAGGGACCCCAGGGGAAUAAGGGGCAUGGCUGGCCUUCCUCAUGUCCCCCGGAGCAGGGAGAGGCGAGAGGUUCGCAGGAGCUGGAGGUACCUGGAGCUGUACAUAGUGGCUGACCACACCCUGUUCUUGAGCCAGCACCGGAACUUCAACCAAACCAAACAGCGUCUCCUGGAAGUCGCCAACUACGUGGACCAGUUCCUCAGGACUCUGGACAUUCAGGUGGCACUGACCGGCCUGGAAGUGUGGACGGAGCAGGACCGGAGCCGCGUCACGCCAGACGCGAACACCACGCUCUGGGCCUUCCUGCAGUGGCGCCGGGGGCUGUGGGCGCAGCGGCCACACGACUCCACGCAGCUGCUCACGGGCCGCGCCUUCCAGGGCGCCACCGUGGGCCUGGCGCCCGUCGAGGGCAUGUGCCGUGCAGAGAGCUCGGGAGGCGUGAGCUCGGACCAUUCGGCGCUCCCCAUUGGCGCAGCAGCCACCAUGGCCCAUGAGAUAGGUCACAGCCUCGGCCUCAGCCACGAUCCGGAUGGCUGCUGCUUGGAGGCCACGGCGGAGCAGGGCGGCUGCGUCAUGGCAGCGGCAACGGGGCACCCGUUCCCGCGCGUGUUCAGCGCCUGCAGCCGUCGCCAGCUGCGCGCCUUCUUCCGCAAGGGGGGCGGCGCGUGCCUCUCCAACGUCCCCGACCCCGGGCUCUUGGUGCCGCGGACGCGCUGCGGGAACGGCUUCGUGGAGGCGGGAGAGGAGUGCGACUGCGGCGCCGGCCAGGAGUGCUUGGACCCCUGCUGCCUCGCCCACAACUGCUCGCUGCGCGCCGGGGCCCAAUGCGCACACGGGGAGUGCUGCGCGCGCUGCCUGCUGAAGCCGGCGGGCGCACUGUGCCGCCGAGCCGCGGGCGACUGUGACCUCCCUGAGUUCUGCACGGGCGCGUCCCCCUUCUGUCCCCCCGACGUUUACAUACUGGACGGCUCGCCCUGCGCCAGGGGCCGUGGCUACUGCAGGGAUGGCGCGUGUCCCACGCUCGAACAGCAGUGCCAGCAGCUCUGGGGGCCUGGCUCUCGCCCAGCUCCGGAGGCCUGUUUCCGGGUCGUGAACUCCGCGGGAGACGCCCAUGAGAACUGUGGCCAGGACAGCGAGGGCCGUUUCAUGCCUUGCUUACAGAGAGAUGCGCAAUGUGGGCAGCUACAGUGCCAGGACGGGGAGCGGAGCCCGCGCGCACCACACGCAGUGCGGGUGGACUCCUCCGUCCUCCUAGGCGGCCGCGAGAUAAUCUGCAAAGGAGCCCUGGCGCUCCCUGGCGCCCAGGUGGAUUUACUUGACUUGAGCCUUGUUGAGCCGGGCACCCAGUGCGGGCCUAGAAUGGUGUGUCAGGACAGGCGCUGCCAGAAUGCCACCUUCCUGGAGCUGGAGCGCUGCCUGACCACGUGCCACGCCCACGGGGUUUGCAACAGUAACCACAACUGCCACUGCGAUCCGGGCUGGGCGCCGCCCUCCUGCGAGAAGCCAGGGCCCGGCGGCAGCGUCGACAGUGGCCCGGUGCAGCCUGAAGACAGCGACGCCUUCCUGUUGGCGGUGCUCCUUAGCUUCCUGCUGCCUCUGCUCCCCGGAGCCGGCCUGGCCUGGUGCUAUUACCGGCAACCGGGAUCCUGUCUUCAGCCGCGCCUGUGGGGCUUGCGGAAGGGCCCCGCGUGCUGUGGGCUCAAAGCUGGCCCAUGUGGGGACCACCCCCUGGGCAGUGUUCACCCCAUGGAGCUGGGUCCACCAGCCACUGGAGUGCCCCGGCCCCUGGGGACUCCUGCCCACUGUGACUGUGGCACUUGCCCUCCACCCCUUGCUCCCCAGACCUUGAGGAUUCUGCCAGAGCCCAGCAGCCACCCUGAGAAGGCUGUGCCCCGUAGCCUUGCCUGCACCCCAAGCAGGUCAAGUCCAGAAGCCAAGAUCCUGUCUCUGAUGAGAGGUGGCUCCUGAGCUGAGAAGACUUAAUGACAGGCAGCCUCUGACACUCACUCCAUGAGCCUGGACCCCCAAGGGCAGAGCCAGUGGGUCACUUGAGCUCCACCCCACCCACUCCAAGACCCCAGAGCCUCAUCAGGAGUUGCCGCAUGGUGUCCCUGCCUCCUCAGGGCUGGCGGAUCCUGUCAGGGUACACCCUCCAGCCCAAGAACCCAUCAAACCAAGGAGCAAAGGUUAUGUAGUGUCUGACCCCCUCACCGAGCAAGACUGGGUCAUGCUGGGCACCUGGAAAGCCUCUUUCCUGGGAGCCUGGGAGUGUCGGCUACGUGUGCUUUACCCAGAUCCAGUUCUGCAGAGGGCAGUGAUGGCUGGGCCAGAAGCUGGGACUCCAGGGGCCCUGCAUUUCAGACUGAGGCCAUAAUUCCCUGGAGCCCAGCCCCCACAAAACAACAAAAAACUUUGGAACCCUCCUGCCCUGUUUUAGCCUCUGGAUGCUUUCUCAGCUCCCAGCCCCAUUACUAGUCCUCUACCAGAGGUUUUGGGGUAUCUGGGAUCUGCUGCAGCACCGUUAUUUUGGACAUUACUCCCUGGGGAGGGGACAGAGGGAGCCUUUGUAGAAGGGACACCAGAGUCAGAAGAAAGAUGUGUUGCUUUGGG
Molecule: messenger RNA, 3292 nt
Organism: Choloepus didactylus (southern two-toed sloth)
Lineage: Eukaryota; Metazoa; Chordata; Mammalia; Pilosa; Megalonychidae
Gene: ADAM33
Product: ADAM metallopeptidase domain 33
Exons: 22
Coding region: 140-2650 (836 amino acids)
Biological process (GO): proteolysis
Molecular function (GO): metalloendopeptidase activity
Source: RefSeq, a predicted model, not a curated record